GCAAGGAAGGCGUUUCUCAGCCCUCGCUGGCGAUCCCUAUCAUGGGUCUCUCCGAAUUUGGCCGAAUUACAAGCCAUCGUAUCUACAAUCACCGGAAAGGGUUCGUCAUCGUUAAUAGUAAGAUCCUCGCGCACUGCCAUCAGCCGAUCCUACUCGGUGAUAGGGAUGGCUGGAGGAGAGUGGAAGAUUUUCGCGAUGAGGAAGCCUUGAAGGACGAGAUACUGAAGUUGGCUGCACCUCUCAGGGAGCACAUUCCAGUCAUAUUGGUCACGCUGGGAGCCCAUGGAGUCCUGCUCAUAGAUGAGGGUCAAGAACCGAUCCUCUUUCCUCCUUUGCCGAUCUUUUCUCCCAUUAAGAGCGUCUCUGGUGCUGGAGACUGUUUUGCUGGAGGGUUCCUUUCGGGUCAACUGCGGGGUUAUGGCACGAAAAUCAGCUGCAACAUCGGUCUGCAAACUGCACGGUUAUCCUUGUCGUCUUCUUCGGCUGUGCCAGAGGACCUCACAAAUAGUCCUUUGUCCAGAGUACUUCUCUACUACUUUCCCAUCCUCGAUCCAGAGGAGAGUGGGAUAGCCCUUCACCUCAUGUUCCUGGCACAGAGGUUUGUGAGCAGUGCAGUCAAUUUUGGAUAUCUGCACACUCUGGUCAUACUCCAGGACCUUUCCCAGUUCAUCCCAAUAUUCGGGAAUCCAGAUGGUUUUGAGUACGCCUGUCUCAAGAUGACUUCUCUAAGGAAUUCUUCAAUGCAUUCUACCAAGAAGAAAAUUCAAGUCUCAUUUGUGAUCCGCGAUGAAGAGGAGAGAAGACAUCGCUCUGGUGUUAACUCCCUUCAGUUUGAUGCAUCAAGUCAUAGACUAUACACAGCUGGGAGGGAUGGAAUCAUUCGCAUCUGGAUGUGCCGAAAUGCCAAUGACCCAUACUAUGCUUCAAUGGAGCAUCAUACUGAUUGGGUCAAUGAUGUUGUGUUAUGCUGCAAUGGCAGGAACUUGAUCUCAGCUAGUUCAGACACAACAGUGAAGGUGUGGAAUGCACAGCGAGGCUAUUGCAUGUCAACACUGAGAACACACAAGGACUAUGUGAAAGCAUUAGCAUAUGCAAAGGACAAAGAGCAUGUGGCAUCUGCAGGCCUUGAUAAGGCCAUUUUUCUCUGGGACAUCAAUACUCUUACUGCCUUGACUGCACAGAACAAUACUGUUACAACAUCUUCACUGAAUGGCAGUAAGGACUCCAUCUACAGUCUGGCAAUGAAUCCUUCUGGGACACUGGUAGCAUCUGGUUCUACUGAGAGAGUGAUACGUAUUUGGGAUCCACGAACUUGUGCCAAAGUUAUGAAACUGAAAGGUCACACAGACAAUGUGAGGUCCCUUCUCAUCAAUAGGGAUGGAACAAUGAUUCUGUCAGGAAGUUCAGAUGGAACAAUUCGCCUCUGGUCCCUAGGGCAGCAGCAAUGCAUAUCAACUGUUCGUAUUCACAGUGGUGGAGUAUGGGCACUUCAGAGUGAUGACACUUUCAGUAUGGUGAUCUCGGGGGGGAAAGAUCGAUGCAUCUAUGUUUCUGAUCCUCGCACUUCCAUUGAUGGAAAUUCCAGUCGUCUUCUUUGUGAAGAGUCAGCACCUAUUCUCCGAAUGCUUCUCACUCCUGAUCACAAUUCUCUAUGGGUGUCAACUACUGAGUCCCAUGUUAAAGAAUGGGCAUUAGGAAGGUUACUUCGGGAGAACUGGAAUCAUAGUGGUGGGAGUCUUCUUGAGGAACCAUACAUGAUCCAACCAGAGAGGGUCCUAGAAGGAGGUCCUUCAAUCGUUCAAUAUCACAUACUCAAUGAUAAGAGGCAUAUCUUGACAAAGGACACUGAUGGGAAUGUUGCUCUCUAUGAUGUCCUCAAGGCUGUGAAAGUUGAAGACCUUGGGAAAGUUGACUUCCAGUCUGAAAUUGAGAAGCACUUCAUUCAAGUCUACAUACCCAAUUGGAUUAGUGUGGACUUGAAAACAGGAAUGCUGUGUAUCCAUUUGGCCCAAGAUGAGAAUGACUGCUUUUCUGCUUGGGUCUCAGCCCGGGAAGCAGGAUUUCCUAUUGAAAAUGGAGUUGAUCAAAAAAUCAACUAUGGUCUGCUGCUUCUGAAAGCUCUCCUUGAAUAUUGGCCCAAAACUAUGACUGAAGUUGAAGAAGUGGGUCAGGGGGAUGGAGAUAAGACUCUAUCUCAUGGGAAUAAAUUCUUCAAAGUUCCUCUUCACACUCCAGUCAUCAUAAGUGAAGUGGGUGGUAGAACACUGUACCGUCUUUUGGUGCGAGAUGCUGGUGGGGAAACAGAAGGGGUCCUGCUUAGUGACACUGUCCCUCAAUGGAUACUUGAUACAGUUGUGGAAAACAAUCUCCCCAGAUUCAUCAAAAUCCCUUUCUACCUUCUUCCUCAUCCCUCCUCUGGCAUCAAAGUCUUCAAAAAAGACCGGUUAAUAGCAAAUGACUUCAUUCAAGUGAGGAAAGUGAUGGAACAUGUGGUAGAAAAAGUCCUGACGAGUGGUACUGCUGGGACCCCCCAACAGACUGGAGGAGUGACUCCAUCCACCUCCACCAAUGAACGGGAAGAGGACAAAACUGAUUCCAUAUCGUUACCUGAAGAGAAGGUGGAGCUGCUUUGCAAUGAUCAGCAUUAUGACUUUUCACAGAGACUUGAUCCCAAUAUGGACCUGCGCACUGUGAAGCAUUUUAUAUGGAAGAACAUGUCAGGUGAUCUGAUGGCUGUGAAAGGUUCACGUUGGAGCCAAGAGUAUGUGAUAGCGGAGCACAAGGAGCUGCAGGCCAGUUGCCUUGGGAUCGACCGAAAUGGAAUGUUGGCCAUAUUGGCUGGUCGGCGAUGCCUUGCUGCCGUGCCUCUCUUGGAUCCUAAUGAAGUGAGCAAGAAAGUGAGCCGACCUGGGAAAUGGGAUGUCUCAUCAGUUGAAUGGAGCCCAAAUGAGCCCAUCUUUGCCUUAGCAUGCAAUCAGGUAAAGUGGAAUCCUCAGCAAAGCCACAUGCUAGCAUCCAGUCACGAAGGAGACUUACGGAUCUGGGAUUUACGACAGCCUUCUUCUCCUGCCCAAUACAUUGCUGCUCACUUAUCAAAAAUCCAUGGACUGGAUUGGAGUCAGACCUCUUCUCUGAUUGCAACCUGCUCCCAAGACUGCACAGUGAAAUUGUUUGACAUCCAGCAUCCAAAAAGGCCAGAAGCCUGCAUCAAAACCAAUCAUCCUGUGUGGAGGGCUAGAUUUACUCCAUUUGGCCAUGGUCUUGUGACUGUGGUGGUACCCCAGUUGAGGAGAGGAGAUAAUUCCUUACUCCUUUGGCAUCUGAAUGAUCCCCUUGCUCCUGUACAUACCUUCAUGGGUCACACAGAUGUUGUUCUGGACUUUCAUUGGAGGUUAACCUCACCUCCUGGACAGCCUCCUACUCUGGAUGGGCACUAUCAACUUGUGACCUGGUCCAAGGAUAAUACCCUCAGGCUGUGGCAUAUUGAUCGUCACCUGCAACAUCUUCUAAAUCCAGAUGACGAUGUAGAACAUGCUGAUGAAAUGAAGGUCCUGCACCUGUCUGAAUCUGUAGACCUCCCAAAAGUACCAGUGGUAGAGCGGCCAGCAACAAAGACUCUGCAGCAGGAGUUUUGUUUGCUGAAUGUGAAUAGCCCCAUGAUAUGUGUGGAAGACAUGGAUGCUGCAGAACGCAAGUGCACAAUUCAAAGAGCCCUCCCAGACCUACUUGAUCCAGAAGCAACUGGAAUGCAUGAUUCCUUGAAGAAGUUUUAUGCAGAGAUCCUGUAUCGAUGGCAGCUGCUGCCCAUGAGGGCUCGAGUCUUGAAACUGAUCUCCUCUCCUCCGACAGAGCAGCAAUGGACACUGAGGUGCCAUUCAUGCUACAAUGAGGUCCCAGGUGCACAUUGCAACUACUGUCGGCUCCAUCUUCUCAUCUGU
Molecule: messenger RNA, 3938 nt
Organism: Darwinula stevensoni
Lineage: Eukaryota; Metazoa; Arthropoda; Ostracoda; Podocopida; Darwinulidae
Source: the annotation of a GenBank genome assembly